CUCUCCCCAUCAUUGAAAGCGCACUGUAUAGCGUAGCUCAGGCACAUGUAUACGCGCAGUAUCUGCCGUCGCUGAAGCCGUCACUUGAUCAGUACAUCAAGAGAAAGGACGGCGAGACCACUGACCCAACAUCCCUCCCCGCUACCGCCAUGACGAUUCUGCUCUCACUCGUGCAACUCGUCCUCGCGGCCCUCGUGGUGGUCGCAGCCUUAGUGAUAGGGAAGCUAGGCCAUGUUAUGUAUCGAGGAUAUGUCUCGCCCCUCAACAACCUCCCGGGGCCGCGCAGCACCAGUUGGUUCUGGGGGAGCAUCAAAGUCAUCCAGCAAGAGGACAACUCCGUCCCGCAGGAGCGCUGGGCAGCGGAACACGGACCAGUGAUCACCUACAAAGGCUUCCUCGGUCUCAAUCGCCUGUGGACUUUGGACACCCGCGCGCUAAAUCAUAUCCUUACGCACUCGGCGGAGUUCCAGAAGCCGGAUGAUGCUCGUGGUACUCUGGCGAAGAUACUCGGGAAAGGUGUCCUUUUCACCGAAGGGGAGCAACACAGACAGCAGAGACGUAUAAUGAACCCCGCCUUCGGCCCUUCUCAGAUCCGCGAGCUAACACCUAUCUUUGUCGAGAAGGCGGCGGAGCUUCGAGACGUAUGGGACGCCCAGAUCGCAGCAGACGGCUCGCCAGCACGCAUCGAAGUCCUAUCGGGUCUAGGCAAGAUGACUCUGGAUGUCAUAGGCUUGGCUGGCUUCAACUAUCGCUUCGACUCUCUCAGCGGAAAGCCAAACGAGCUCAAUGCGGCCUUCCAAGAGGUGUUCAAUCCCUCGGUCAACUUCACGAUCCUCACCUUCCUUAAGAUCGUGUUCCCCAUCUUCAAUGUCAUCCCUGACGCACGCGCAAGACGGAUCGACCGCGCGCAAGACGUUAUGCGCCGCAUUGGAAUUGGCCUUAUCCAGGAGAAGAAGGCGCAGAUCGCACGCGAAAUGUCGGACAGCAAGAGCGGCGGCGUCGAGAGGAAGGACAUGCAGGGGCGGGAUCUGCUGACUCUUCUCUUGAAGGCGAAUAUGGCGACGGACAUCCCUGACAGCCAGAGGCUCUCGGAUGAAGACGUACUUGCUCAGGUUCCGACAUUUCUCGUCGCCGGUCAUGAGACAACGAGCACCGCGACCACCUGGUGCCUCUACGCCCUCACACAAGCCCCAGAGGUCCAGCAGAAGCUGCGCGACGAGCUAUUCACCCUCCAAACCGAAGCCCCGACAAUGGAAGAACUCAGCAGCCUCCCGUACCUCGACGCAGUCGUCCGCGAGACUCUGCGCAUCCACGCGCCCGUGCCGUCGACGAUGCGUGUGGCGCAGAAGGACGACGUGAUCCCGGUCGGCGAGCCGUUCGUCGACCGGCACGGAAACGUGUGCGACAGCAUCCGCAUCUCGAAGGGCAGCCCGAUCCUCAUCCCCAUGCUCGCGCUGAACCGGUCGACGAAGCUGUGGGGCGAGGACGCGCUCGAGUUCAAGCCCGAGCGUUGGAUUAACCCCCCGGAGGCGAUUUCGAGCAUUCCUGGUGUGUGGGGCCACAUGCUGUCCUUCCUCGGUGGCCCGCGCGCGUGCAUCGGGUACCGCUUCUCGCUCAUUGAGAUGAAAGCUCUACUGUUCGCGCUCGUGCGCGCAUUCGAAUUCGAGCUUGCGGUGCCUGCGAGCGAGAUUCAGAAGAAGACGAGCAUCGUGCAGCGGCCACUCCUUCGCAGCGCACCCGAGCAGGGCAGCCAGAUGCCGCUGCUCAUCCGGAGGUACAAGCGUGCUCAGUGAUUAGGCCCGGUGUGUAGUAUCGAUAGCUCGGUCGUUGGUGUAUGACUACAGUGGCAAUUGCGCCUGCGUAUUAUCUUGGUUGAUUAGCGACUUCUUCCCAGCUCAAAG
Trametes versicolor FP-101664 SS1 is the source of this 1901-nucleotide messenger RNA. RefSeq names its product cytochrome P450. Lineage: Eukaryota; Fungi; Basidiomycota; Agaricomycetes; Polyporales; Polyporaceae. The record is from RefSeq and is a predicted model, not a curated record. The coding region runs from base 150 to 1793 and encodes 547 amino acids. Gene Ontology annotation, molecular function: monooxygenase activity; iron ion binding; heme binding. The transcript is spliced from 13 exons.